This is a messenger RNA of Eublepharis macularius, 2577 nucleotides long. Its product is annotated as 40S ribosomal protein S29. Gene Ontology annotation, cellular component: cytosolic small ribosomal subunit; ribosome. Gene Ontology annotation, biological process: translation. The transcript is spliced from 3 exons. The coding region runs from base 63 to 233 and encodes 56 amino acids. The record is from RefSeq and is a predicted model, not a curated record. Gene Ontology annotation, molecular function: structural constituent of ribosome; zinc ion binding. Lineage: Eukaryota; Metazoa; Chordata; Lepidosauria; Squamata; Eublepharidae.
CCCUCCGCUCGCUCCUUCCUUCCUUCCUUCCUUCCCUCCUCGCCGCCGCCGCCGCCGCCGCGAUGGGCCACCAGCAGCUCUACUGGAGCCACCCCAGGAAGUUCGGCCAGGGCUCGCGGUCCUGCCGCGUCUGCUCCAACCGCCACGGCCUCAUCCGCAAGUACGGCCUCAACAUGUGCCGCCAGUGCUUCCGCCAGUACGCCAAGGACAUCGGCUUCGUCAAGCUCGACUGACGCCCGCCCGCCGCGGACCCCGAGGGGCGGACUGACCCGACGGGCGCUCUCCGAGAUGCGGGUCCAGUGAAGAGGCUCCUCCUGGGCUCGGCCCGGGGGGGGGGGUCCAGAGCCGCUUCGCCGCCCCCCUCCUGCCCCCCACCCCGUAUUUUGCUGAAUAAAUGCUAAAAUGUGUUUCGGAAAAGGCCCGGUGGUUCUUUGGGGGGGGGGUGUCAAGCGCCUGGUCAGGCCGCCCGGAGCGCCCCUUCUGUACCCCCAAGAGAGGAGGAGGAGGAGGAAGAGGUUCCGCUCGGCCAGCUUCAACCCCCUGCCACACUCCUGGGCGAGGGUCCCCGGCCCAAGCGAGAGAGGCCGCGUGUGUGUCUGAGGGGCCUGCGGAAGGGAGAACACCCAGAGGACUCGGCCGCCUUAGUCUGUAGCCACAAAAGAGUAAAGAGUCCAGGAGCCCCUUUCAGAAGAACCAACUUGUUUGUAGCAUAAACCUUUGAGAACCACAGCUCUCUUCGCCAGAUGCAUCAUCUGCUUUCAAGAACCACAGCUCUCUUCUUCAGAUGCAAGAGAGCUGUGGUUCUCUAAAGCUUCUGCUACAAUAAAGUUGGUUAGCCUUAAAGGUGCUCCUGGACUCUUUACUAUUGUGAAUCGGAGGGAGCGCAGUUGUUACGACAGACCUGCUCCACAAGGCGUCUCACGCCCCUUGCCACCCGAGUAGGUCCCCCACUCUGUCCGAUGCAUCUGUAACAUAAGCCCAGGCAGCUUGAUGGUUGCCAACAGUGGGGGUUCAGUAAAGAGGCUCUUUCUCGGCUCGUCUGCACGUCGCUCUCUGGCUUGGGGGACCCCAUGGGGGGGGAAGGGGUGACUGCGGCUUUGUCCCAUGUGGAGUUGGGGGGUGGACGGAGAAGGUCCCCCGGCCUGGCCAUGCAAGCCCUAGCAGGAAGGUCCACGGAAAGGGAGACAUUGCAAGGAGAGCUCUAUGGAGUGGGCUGGAUCCAGGGAAUGGGGAGAUGUGGAAGGCCGGUUGGUUCUGUAAGAGGAGCUGCAAAUAUUCACUAAAACUGAAUGUGGCCUAGGAACAGAAGGCAACCCACCAGGGGGUCCAUGCAGUGCAUUUCCUUCUGCCCAGAGGCCUGCUCACCACCAGCACGAACACAACCUGCAGUUUACAGGAGGGAGGGAGGGGUGGUACACAUGGAGAAUAGCUCCAUCGCCCGUUAUCUCCAAUAGUAAAAGAACCCUCAUGGCUACUCCCCCCCCGCCCCGCUCAAAAUAGUCCAGUGUAGGAGAGGACACUUCCCACAGUUCUUUGCUUCCUGUCUUGGCAAAACUGCCAAAUUGGUUUUUUUAACUCUUCUCUAGAAGAGAAUCCCUCCCCAGAGACCACCACUUUGAUUUAUACCCCAAAACUCUUGUCGGUCUUCUAGGUGCCACUGGAGUCGGGUUUCUGUGGCUGCUGCUCCCCAUUGCCCCAAGGGCUCACAAACCAAGGCACCCAUCAAUGUCAUUUCAGCAGCCAAAGCUGGUCCUGGGUUCAAGUCCAGCAGUACCUUAAAAACCUAUUUUCCAGGCUCUAAGCUUUCCAGAGUCCAUCUCCCUUGGUCAGAUAAUGUGAGGUCCUGCAUGCAAAAUCUAAUUACUACCAAACUGCGGGGGAGGAGGGGUUGAUCGCUUUUACUGACCUUGCCCAAGUGUUUCGUACCCUCAGGAAUGGGUGAAGGCCCCACCCUGCCAGACUUUUCCUCACCAAGGAUAUUUCCUUGCAAUCACCUUUGGUUGCCUUUCUGUGAAGUGCCCCCCCCCCUUCACUCAGGGCCAAGAAAUGUAUAGGGGCUCAUUCCGGACACAUCCCAAAUUCCUGGACUUUACCAUAAUUCCUUCGGUAUUCUUUUGGGCUGGCUCUCACGCUCUGCCAGCCCAGGCUUGGUGGUUGCCUGGACCCUCCCUCCACUGCUCUUUCUUUGCGACUCCACGUUUUCUUGCCCUGCAAGGGUUCCCCUCUGCUGAUCUACCUUAUUUUCCCAGAUCCUUUUGGAGCUCUGCCUAGGUCCCCUAUUCUCAACUUCCAGAUCAUCAAAAUGAACAACGGACUCCAUCAAGCUCAGCAGACUGAGAAGGGGUAAACGUGUCCUUUUCCAGGACUUGGGCUCUUCAUUUCCUUUCUGUCAAAACUCUCCCCUGGUUUAGAUCCCUUGCUCUCCCACUCCCUGUGGCUCUUUUCUGGCACAGAGUUCUUGCUCAGCCAGCAGCCUGGCUCUUUUCUCUCCGUUAACUCUGGACACAGCCAUUUCACUGUUCUCAAUUCUGUACCCCAAUAUUUCUCUGAAUAAAUUCUAAACUUUGCUUUAAAGAA